Molecule: messenger RNA, 2738 nt
Organism: Passer domesticus (house sparrow)
Lineage: Eukaryota; Metazoa; Chordata; Aves; Passeriformes; Passeridae
Gene: RUFY1
Product: RUN and FYVE domain containing 1
Exons: 18
Coding region: 351-2147 (598 amino acids)
Biological process (GO): protein transport; regulation of endocytosis
Cellular component (GO): intracellular membrane-bounded organelle; cytoplasm
Molecular function (GO): metal ion binding
Source: RefSeq, a predicted model, not a curated record
GUCCAAGAUGGCUGCCGGGGAGCGCCGCGCCGCGCCCGCCGCGGGAAAGGAGGAAGAUUUUGAGAUUAUUGACAAAAAACAGCUCCCUGACGCGGCCGAGCUGAGGAACGAGGAGAAGGCGAAGCCGGAGGAAGCGCGGUGGUCUGCUCCGAUCUUGUCUCUGGCCAGGAAAGCCUCGGAAAACUUGGCGCUGAGCUAUGGCAGCGCCCUGAAGUCCGCAUCCCUGGUGGGAUUGGUGUCCAAGCCCGGCAGCAGUGACAGCCCGGCAAAGACAAGUACGGCUCCGCUUCUUUAGUAAACUCGCUUUUGUGGUGCGCAAAUGAGUUCGCUCCCGUACGCGGUGUCACACCAUGGAGGAGCGUGCCAACCUCAUGAACAUGAUGAAGCUCAGCAUCAAAAUCCUCAUCCAGUCAGCCCUGAGCCUGGGCCGGACCCUGGACUCUGACUUCCCACCACUGCAGCAGUUCUUCGUGGUGCUGGAGCACUGCCUCAAACACGGGCUCAAAGUGAAGAAGAGUUUUAUUGGACAGAACAAAUCGUUUUUUGGUCCUUUGGAGCUAGUGGAAAAACUUUGUCCCGAAGCAUCAGAUAUAGCAACCAGUGUUAAAAAUCUGCCAGAGCUGAAGACUGCUGUGGGCAGAGGGAGGGCUUGGCUUUAUCUAGCACUCAUGCAAAAGAAGCUGGCAGAUUAUCUCAAAGUACUCCUGGACCAUAAGCAUCUCUUAAGUGAGUUUUAUGAACCUGAUGCAUUGAUGAUGGAGGAGGAAGGAGCAGUUAUUGUGGGUCUGCUGGUUGGACUGAACGUUAUUGAUGCAAACCUCUGCUUGAAAGGAGAAGACUUGGAUUCCCAGGUUGGAGUGAUUGAUUUUUCCUUGUACCUUAAGGAAACACAGGACAGUGAUGGCAAACAAGAUGGAGGAAUUACAGCUGUCCUUGACCAGAAGCAUUAUGUGGAAGAACUGAACCGACAUCUAAGUUGCACAGUUGCAGAUCUCCAGAACAAAAUAGACUGUUUAGAAAAGACCAAUUCAAAACUCCAGGAAGAGCUUGCAGCAGCUACCGACCGAAUUGGAUCCCUUCAGGAAGAGCAGCAGCAGCUGAAACAACAGAAUGAAUUAAUUCGUGAACGGAGUGAAAAAAGUGUAGAGGUAACAAAAGAGGAUACAAAAGUAGAAUUGGAUACUUACAAGCAGUCACGCCAGGGUCUUGAUGAAAUGUACAGUGAUGUUUGGAAGCAGUUGAAAGAAGAAAAAAAAAUCAGGCUGGAGCUAGAGAAGGAGUUGGAGCUACAAAUUGGAAUGAAAACAGAAAUGGAAAUUGCCAUGAAACUUCUGGAAAAAGAUACUCAUGAAAAACAAGACACUUUAGUUGCCCUUCGCCAACAGUUAGAAGAAGUGAAGGCCAUUAACUUGCAGAUGUUUCACAAAUCCCAGAAUGCAGAGUGUUCAUUACAACAGAAAACAGAAGCAAUAUCUUCUUUUGAAGGAAAAACAAAUGAGAUGAUGUCCUCUAUGAAACAAAUGGAGAAGAGGCUGCAGCAGGCAGAGAAGGCCAGGCAGGCAGCAGAGGAACGGUGCAAUAAGAUGAAACAGGAGCUGGCUGGGAAGCUCGACUCGUGUCGGCAGCAGAUGGCCCAGCUGGACAGCAAAUGCUCAACUCUGGAAAAGGAGUUAAAAUCCGAAAAGGAACAGAGACAAACUUUGCAAAAAGAACUGCACCAAGAGAAGGAUGCAACCACUCUGCUUAAAACAGAAUUGCAACAGAUGGAAGGACUGAAAAAGGAGCUGAGAAAACUGCAAGAUGAGAAGCAGCAGCUGAAGAAGGUCCGUGAGGAGCAGGAGCAAGCUCUCCAAGAAAUGGGACUUCAUCUCAGCCAAUCAAAGCUGAAGAUGGAAGACAUUAAAGAAGUAAAUAAAGCACUAAAGGGUCAUACGUGGCUGAAGGAUGAUGAAGCAACUCAUUGUAAGCAAUGUAAAAAGGAAUUCUCCAUCUCAAGAAGGAAGCACCACUGCAGAAACUGCGGGGACAUCUUCUGCAACACUUGUUCCAGUAACGAACUGGCGCUGCCAUCCUACCCAAAACCCGUCCGUGUCUGUGAUAACUGUCACACACUGCUGCUCCAGCAGUGCUCCUCCAACUCCUCCUAAGGCUCUCCCACCCUUACAGAGCCACUUUAACAUUGGAAAGUAGCCAUUAUUUUUUUAAUUCUGAAUUGCAGGUGUCUUCUGUCUUCAGCAGACUGGACUGGCUGGUCUGCUAAUUUCCACUGUAAGGGCAAUGUAAAUUAAUUUGUAGGGAUUGUGCAAGCUAAUGCUUCUCCAACUGAAAUAAUUAAGGAGCUUAUAUCAACUGUAAUUUCCCCAAAAGUUCUAUUUGAAACUAAGAUUCAUUUUUCUGAUUUUUAUAGAUAUUUGUAUUAAAAUUUGUAUAUGGCAUUUCUACAUUUAUUUGAUCCCUGUAGACAUCAUUGUCUCUCUGUACAUGAACCUAAUUUCUUUACCUUCACUGUAGGUGCUCCUGUGUGUUCCCCUGGCUCAUGUACAGUUUUGUAUUUGCUCUAAGUCAGUCAGAGAGAAAAAGGUCAAUUUAUGAAUUGUCUAUAGAAAGCUUUAUAAGGAGUGUCAAUGAAUGUGCCUUCAGUUCACUGCGGAGUCAAAACUGCACAUUAUACUUGUUCUGGAAGUCGCUGUGACCACAGUGCAGUAGUUACACAAUAAAGUCUUUUGCAAAAACUGAAA